ACAACCAGCUACUGCUGUUUGUGUGUGUCUUUCUUACGAAUCCUUUCUCAUGUGAUCAUUGAAGUUUUGGAUUUGUGUAAUGCGAGGAGAGUGCUAUAGAAACCAGUGAAGGGUAUGUGAGAUCAAGGGAGGAAGUUUGGGGGUGUCCAUGUGGGGAUAAUUUGAGACUGAUCUAGAAUCAGAUUUAUGGAAGGCAGCUGUUGCGGGUUUGACAGACAGACGGGUCAGAAGACUACAGUACUGCUGCGGAACAGAAGCGGAUUUGAGCCACUGCUGCCUGCAGAAGAGCAUAGAGGAGUGUGACACAGCACACUGAAACAGCAAGGAUGGUCCGUGAACAGUACCUCACCACUACUGAUGAUUCAGGGGUCCUGGCACCAGUCACUGAUUACAUCUACAUGAUCGGCAUCUAUGGUUGGAGGAAACGCUGCCUCUAUCUGUUUGUUCUGCUUCUCCUCAUCAUUCUGGUAGUGAACUUUGCCCUUACGAUCUGGAUCUUGCGAGUUAUGUGGUUCAAUACGGAUGGCAUGGGAUACCUGCAGGUCAAUACAGAUGGACUGAGACUGGAGGGAGAAUCCGACUUCCUCUUCCCUGUUUAUGCCCAGGAAAUUGACUCCAGAGAGGAUUCAGGUCUUCUGGUGCAUUCUUCUGAAAAUGUCACUCUCAAUGCUCGCAAUGCCAAUGGUGAUGUCACAGGAAGUGUGUCUGUAGGUCCAGGCCAGGCUAGGGGCUUUGGUAAACACUUCAACAUCAGUUCAAAUCAUGAUGAAAAUUUAUUUUAUGCAGAUGAAAAUGGAGCCGUUGUUGGAAAAGGAAAGCUCCGUGUAACAGGUCCAGAGGGAGCUCUCUUUGAAAAUUCUGUCAGGACUCCUCUGGUCAAAGCAGUACUGAAUAAAGACCUCAGACUGGAGUGUCCAACACGCUCUCUCACCAUGGGUGCCCCGAAAGGAGUUCAUGUCAAAGCCUUGGCUGGGAAUGCUGAUGUGACAGCACACUUUGACAUUCGGCUACAUUCAUCUGCAGGACUGUUGGUUUUAGACGCUGAAUCUGUCCGUCUGCCCGUGUUACCUGUGGGUGAAGCCAGAACUUCAGGUGACUCGCAGGAAAUGUACGACAUGUUUGAGGUGUGUGUUUGCCCCAGCGGUAAGCUCUUCCUCUCCAAAGCUGGAGUCUCCUCUACAUGUAGUGAGCAACAGGACUGCUGAAUACGUUUCUCUCUGUAACACCUAUACAAAAACCAAAUCUGCCAUAGCAACAAGGGCUUCUGUCCGAUAUCUCCCUUGAUGGAGGGUCUCUAUCAAUAAAUAAAAACACCACAGUAACUCAAUAACAUGUUACUUGUUAACAUGUUAAUGAAUGUAUUUGUUAUUUGACAGGGAAGUUGACAUUUACAGUAUACAGUCUGUAGUUUAUAUUGUAUAUGGCACAAUGUGAUUGAGGAAGUUUUUUAAGAAAAUUAUUUUCAAAAUGAGGCUGGGCAAUAAAGGGGCUGUUCCACAGCUUUCAUCCUAUGCAAUAUAAUUUUGAGGUGCAAUAACCAAAUUGUAUGUACUGAAUAUGAACUAGUUUUUGUUUAGGAAACACAGAACAAUAACUACAGUCAUUUUUAUGAGAAAUCAAACAUGGUGUUUUGCGACGCAAAACUGUUCUGUGUGAAAAAUGUCAGCAUAAUCAAUGUUGCUUAAAUACACACUUGCCAACUUUUCAAAAUGGAUUAUUGUUGUUGUAAUUAAAUUAAUAUUAUUCUGUUUUGUUUGGGUUUAAUAUAACAUUUGCUAGUCCAUCUUUUUUUUUUUGUUAUAAAGAAUGAUAAGCAAUCUCUAUGGCAGCUUUCAACAUUAUGGUUUUGUGUUCCUUUGUGCUGAACUGUAUUUGUGUAUCUGAAAAUGCUUAGAGUGGUUAUGUUUUUAUAUAUAUUGGCAGGGGUCAUUCAGUUUAUACAUCAGUUGUAUAUCUUAUAUUUUGAUUGAUGUAUAUUUUGUUUGAACAGGAGAAUUGUGUCAUAUAUUUUGGUUUAUAUCAAUGUAAAUUAUAUUUGCCAUAUACUGAUAUUUGAAUUAUAGUUUAUCUAUCAAACAUGCAUAGAAUAGUACUUUUCCCACAUCCCAAUACAGAUGAUCUGACAUGAGCCGUUCUUUUAAGGAUGUCAAAGAAAUAAUUAAAUCUGAUGUUUUGUGUGUUCAAUAAAUGUAUAAUGUAAAAAGUGUUUUACCUGUUUCUAUGACUUACAUGAACAUUAGUUUAAAUUUGAGAUUAAAUACAAGACCAUGGCUAAUAAAAGCAAUAUAUCA
Xyrauchen texanus (razorback sucker) is the source of this 2291-nucleotide messenger RNA. It is a transcript of the gene sgcg, whose product is annotated as sarcoglycan, gamma. Gene Ontology annotation, biological process: cardiac muscle tissue development; heart contraction. Lineage: Eukaryota; Metazoa; Chordata; Actinopteri; Cypriniformes; Catostomidae. Gene Ontology annotation, cellular component: sarcoglycan complex; sarcolemma. The transcript has 8 exons. The record is from RefSeq and is a predicted model, not a curated record. Bases 327 to 1205 code for a protein of 292 amino acids.